Zophobas morio is the source of this 940-nucleotide messenger RNA. RefSeq lists its product as uncharacterized. The transcript has 4 exons. The record is from RefSeq and is a predicted model, not a curated record. Bases 269 to 787 code for a protein of 172 amino acids. Lineage: Eukaryota; Metazoa; Arthropoda; Insecta; Coleoptera; Tenebrionidae.
UAGUAAAUGUUAGGUUAACUAAGCUCAAUUUUUUAUAAUUUUUUGUGUUUCAGGCUCCCACUGUCACUUUAUAUUCAUCUGAUUAAAGCUGUUCGUAGUGCCACCAUUUCUGGAAUACACUUUACCACAGACAACAGAAUUUUUUUAGUGUAGUGGAAAAAUUAAUACAUAAAUGUCGUCACGUGUUUCACACACACGUAUUUUUCUAAUUAUUGAUAUGAUGGAUUUUAAACGAUUUUGAAUGAUUCAUUUGUAGCUACGUACAAUCAUGAGGUUACCAAAUGUAGAGUUAAGCGUGAAAAAUGUUGCUGCUGCUUUGACCAUCAUUCAAGGUCUAGCAUGGACAAUUAUGUCUUUGAUAUGUAUUAUCCUAUUCCACUCACAACCAGAGUUCCUCAGCGAACCAACUUCCUACAUGGAAUCUGUGGGACGUGGCAUAUACCUGAUGUUUCUCUCUAAGGCCAGUGGACCCUUCCCCGGUAAAACAUUUACUUUUGAUGUGUUUGCCGGUUUCAUGUGGUUUUAUUUUUUUCUCGACAUUCUGUGGAUAGGCACAGCAGUUUACAUGUUGUGGAAAGACUCUGCAAAAACAGUGAUGGUUUGGAGUUACGUCACUCUAUUUGUGUGUCUUUGGGAUUUUAUUACUUUUGUUAUACUUGGGGUGGAUUACGAUAAGUGUCUGGAAUAUAGUAACACCAUCGAAUGGACGGAUGUGAUAACACUUAAGAGUCGGUGUGCUUAUAGUGUUCUUCAUUGCGGCAAAGGGAUUUAUCUUGUGGAUUGUUAACAUUGUUUUAGCACUUCUUGUCCUUCGAAAGUCUAAACAAAUGACCACGUGAAAAUAAAAAUCUGACUUUUGUUUUAAGUGUUGCAUUAUAUUUAUUUUUAUCGAGAUCUGUAUGACAAAAUGAAAAUAAAUGACUCAAAAAUAAUUAAUAAA